Sphaeramia orbicularis (orbiculate cardinalfish) is the source of this 780-nucleotide messenger RNA. Its product is annotated as putative protein TPRXL. The record is from RefSeq and is a predicted model, not a curated record. The transcript has 2 exons. NCBI's taxonomy places the organism in Eukaryota, Metazoa, Chordata, Actinopteri, Kurtiformes, Apogonidae. The coding region runs from base 1 to 780 and encodes 259 amino acids.
AUGGCGACGCCAGAGUCCGACUUCUCGCUCAGUUUGAGCACAGAGUCGUCUUCAUCUUUGUCGUUUUCUUCGUCGUUGUCUAUGUCAUCAUCUUUGUCGCCAUCUUCGUCACCAUCGCCGUCGUUGUCGUCAUCGCUGUGGCCAUCGCUGUCAUCGUCGUUGCCUUCACUGUCAUUGUCGUUGCUGUCAUUGUCGUUGCUGUUGUCGUCACUGUCGCCGUCGCUGUCGUCGUCGCCGUCGUUGUCGUCGUCGCUGUCGUUGUCGUCGUUGCUGUCGUUGUCGUCGCCGUCUUCGUCGCUGUCUUCGUCGCUGUCUUCGUCACCAUCUUCGUCACCAUUGUCGUCGUUGCCUUCACUGUCAUUGUCGUUGCUGUCAUUGUCGUCGCUGUCGCCGACGCUGUCAUCGUCACUGUUGUUGUCGCUGUCGUCGUCGCUUUCAUCAUUGUCGUCAUCAUUGUCGCUGUCAUCGUCGCCGUCUUCGUUGCCGCCUUCGUCGCCGCCUUCGUCGCCGCCUUCGUCGCCGUCUUCGUCGCCGUCUUCGUCGCCGUCUUCGUCGCUGUCGCCGUCUUCUUUGCCGUCUUCGUCGCAGUCUUCGUCGCCGUCUUCGUCGCCGUCUUCGUCGCCGUCUUCGUCGCCGUCUUCGUCGCCGUCUUCGUCGCCGUCUUCGUCGCCGUCUUCGUUGCCGUCUUCGUUGCUGUUUUUGGCGUCGUCUUCAUCACUGUCUUCAUUGCCGUCUUCGUCACCAUCUUUGUUGUCAUCGUUGUCUUUGUUGUCGUCUUAG